This is a messenger RNA of Ectocarpus sp. CCAP 1310/34, 1478 nucleotides long. NCBI's taxonomy places the organism in Eukaryota, Phaeophyceae, Ectocarpales, Ectocarpaceae. The record is from the annotation of a GenBank genome assembly.
CUGCUUUGGUCGCUGGAAGCACCCGAGAGUGCACAAAAGCGCACCACAAAGCAGCACGGCACAGCACAGCACAGCACAGCGCGACAGCCUAGCACAGCGCCUCACACGCGCAGACCCGGUGCUUUGUUGUCAGCGCGGUGCGCCCGAUACGGGGACCGGCGACGAUCUGUUGGAAGCAACAGUGCUGUCAGUCGCGUUGGCGGCUUUGCACCAGAUCCAAGAGGAGGAUGGUCGCCGGCGCACAGCACGCUCGGUAUCCUAUUGGGAUGCUGUGCUGUUCGACGAGGAUUCGGAGGACGAGGAGGAAGUCGUCGGCCCGAAGGUUAAGAGGACAGGACGCGUCACGCAGCGGAGGGAUCGGCGAACCUCUGCCUGGUGGGAGCAGCUUCAGGAUGUCGACCUCGCCGACCACACUACGGCCGCUGCAUAAGUGUUUCGAGAGCGCUUUCGUGUACCUUACCCCUUCUUUCAAGAACUGGUCAAGCUGGCAAGGGCGAAGCGGUGGUUUUCGCCGGGGGAGAAGGAUGCAGCUAACCGUGCUCGGCAAGGGCAACUGCUUCGACGACGUAGAGCAGCUGUCGAAGAUGAGCAUAUCGAUGGCACAAGCUACGUUCCACAAGUUCUGCCGUCACUUUGCGGCGGAGAUGUUCGACGAGCACAUCUUCUCCCCGACCGAGACGUACCUGGACGAAUUUAUGGGGAUCUUUCACCAACUAGGGUGUACGGGAGCGUGUCGGUCCACGGAUGUCACCCACAUUGACUGCAACAUGUGCCCCUUCACCCUUGGCCGUUCUUUCACGGGCAAGGAGGGGUUUCCAACCAUCGCCUACGAGGUUACGGUCGACCACGCUUCACGCGCUUUAGCCGUUACCAACGGCUUCACCGGUGCGAUGAAUGACAAGACGGUCAUCUGGUACGACUCGGGAGUCAACGACAUCAGAACAGAGAGCCAGUAUACGGAACGGCAGUACAAACUUCGCAAGGCGAACGGCACGGAGCGAACGCGCCGCGGAUGCUUCUCGAUCGUGGACAACGGGUACCACGAGGAUGUGGAGUGCUUCUUUGGGAUUCUGAAGGGCCGCUUCAGAAUCCUCAAGCUCCGCAUGCCAUACCAUAAACGAGAAUACAUCGACAACAUAUUCUUCACAUGCUGCAUCCGGCACAACAUGCUCCACACGUUCGACGGCCUGGACUUAUUCGAGGAAAACACGGACUGGACAGGGAGCGCUGGGCACCACGACGCCUGGGAGCGUGACCCGCUCAUGGACUACACUUCUGUUGGGUCGAAGGGAGUGCUGCUGCCACCGAAGGAUGGGGAAAAGGAAGAGCGUGGGGAGGGGGGGCACGUGAGAAAGGAGCGGCAGGACCAUGCAGAGUUGAAGAAACAGCUAAUCGAGAGUUUUGAUCAACAUCACCUGGUUGUCGAGUCCCAAGUAAAGAGUUUAUGCAUGUGUUUGUUCGAAUUUGCCUUCAUUUNG